Hippopotamus amphibius kiboko is the source of this 417-nucleotide messenger RNA. It is a transcript of the gene PLA2G2C, whose product is annotated as phospholipase A2 group IIC. The transcript is spliced from 3 exons. Bases 1 to 417 code for a protein of 138 amino acids. Gene Ontology annotation, molecular function: calcium ion binding; signaling receptor binding; phospholipid binding. Gene Ontology annotation, biological process: lipid catabolic process; positive regulation of fibroblast proliferation; arachidonate secretion. The record is from RefSeq and is a predicted model, not a curated record. NCBI's taxonomy places the organism in Eukaryota, Metazoa, Chordata, Mammalia, Artiodactyla, Hippopotamidae.
AUGGCCCCCACCCACUGCAGCUUCUGGCAGUUUCAAAGGAUGGUCAAACACAUCACAGGGCAGAGCGCCUUCUUCUCGUAUUACGGAUACGGCUGCUACUGCGGGCUUGGGGGCAAAGGGACCCCCGUGGAUGACACUGACAGGUGCUGCCUGGCCCACGACUGCUGCUACGGGAAGCUGAAGCAGCUCAGCUGCCGGCCCGUGUUGAACGGCUACCAGUUCCACGUGGUCAACGGGACCGUGCUCUGUGAAUGCGCCCUUGGUCUCGGUGUCGGCUGCCUCUGUGGGCUGAGGGCCUGUGAGUGUGACAUGCAGUCUGCCUCCUGCUUCAGAGAGAACCUGCCCACCUAUGAGAAAAACUUCAAGCAGUUCUUCUCCAGCCAGCCCCGAUGUGGCAGGCGCAAACUCCAGUGCUAG